AUGGCUCUUGGUCACAAAACGAGCUUCUUGACGCAUUCGAAAGACACCAAGAAACAGUUAUGGCCAGGUAGGUUUGCUUUCUUCAUUGACGGUGUGGAUGAGUACGUUGGAGACCCAGCAGAAAUUGCACGCCUUUUGAAGGCAUUUGUAACAUCCGCAGAUGUUAAAAUUAUCGUCUCGAGUCGACCUUGGACAGAGAUUGAGACGUUCAUCGACCCAAUCCCUGGUCAAUUGCUGCCCUUGCAUUACUUCACCCGAGAAGACAUUCAACGUUAUACUUAUGACUUGAUUACCCACCAUCCUGAUUUCCGCAUCCCACAAAUAGACAAACGUUAUUGGAAUCUUAUCGAGCAAAUAUCCAACAAAUAUAGAGGUGUCUUUCUCUGGGUUGUCCUCACUGUCAGGGAGAUACUGAAAGGGUUGACACAUCAAGAUACGAUUCCUGAACUGGAAGCUAGACUAGAGGAUAUUCUACCUAGCCUCGAUGAAGUUUUUGACCGGAUGCUAGAUACCAUCGAGAAAUGUUAUCGCCGCCAAACAUCACCAAUCGUCCAAAUGUGUUUGGUUGCGAGAGGUAUUUGGCCACUAAUAACCUUUGCAUUUUUAGAUGAGGAACAGAAUAAUCCUAAUUAUGCAUUACUCGCAAAAUUAAAGCCAUGGUCAGUUGAUCACUACGAGAGAGAGAAAUACAUUACAAGAAAACGGGUUAAAGCUCUUUGUCGUGGCUUCCUGAAGUUCGAUCUGAACUUCCAUUAUCUAGCAUCCCCUGAGUGUCAUGUUGCUUUUCUGCACAGAACAGUGGAGAAUUUUUUUCUGCGGCCUGCUAUGCAAAAGAUUUUGUUGGGUUGGACAAAAGAUCCAUUUGAUCCUCAUCUGUCACUGUGUCGCUCUUUUACCAUGCAAUUGAAAGUCUUCCCACCGACCGAAGAGAAAGACCUGACGUUUAGCUUGAGAUACAAUCGUAACUGUGAUAGCCCGCUAGUAUCAAAAAUAUCAUUCUUUAUACAUCACAUCAAAAAGCCAGCUAUUCGCGGCAAUGCAACAGUAUUUGCACUGAUUGAAGAGGUUGAUCGAAUUGCAAUUGAUCGGUCCGCCAGCGACAAUUUCAUCAGAUUAUUGAUGAUGGAUUACCAAAGGCGCUGGGAACAGGGCUGGAUUCUGGCUUUGUGCGUGCGGCGCGCAUGCCUGACGAAACGCGAAUCUUUGUCCACCGACUCAUACAGAGGAAGACCUAUCAAUGGAAUAUGGGCUGAAUUCAUAGAACUUUGGUUUCGGGAACGAAUUCGGGUUGAGUAUCAUGUUAGUAGCAAGAUUCGAACUGAAAUAUUUAGAUUGUUUCUCGAUCAUGGUGCCGACCUUUCGGUAAAAAUUAUUGUUCGGCAAGAAGAGAAGGGAGUGACAAAAUCAUACAUGCACUAUAGCCUAUCUGAAUAUCUUGAGAAAGUACCCCCCGAUUCAGCUGAAUGCUACAAACUUCUUCUCGAACGAAUGGAGGAAAUUGAAUCAAUAAAUAAAAGGAGCGAAAUGCCAAGGUGGCGGAUUAAUCUACCGCGUAUUCUGGGGUACAUGUUAGGGGUGGAAACUGAAGUGUUCGAUUUGAUUUUCGUCAAUGUUAUCAUUAUCGGUCUAGAGAUGCUACAAAGAUAUGUCUAA
Messenger RNA from Botrytis byssoidea, 1653 nucleotides. RefSeq lists its product as uncharacterized. The record is from RefSeq and is a predicted model, not a curated record. Bases 1 to 1653 code for a protein of 550 amino acids. Lineage: Eukaryota; Fungi; Ascomycota; Leotiomycetes; Helotiales; Sclerotiniaceae. The transcript is spliced from 2 exons.